UACAAUCAGCAUUAUCAGGAUGUUUGCCUGUGGUACACUGACAGAAUCUCAGCUUCCUCACUGGUCAGCCAUGAGUGCCAACAACUCUUUCAACACAAGCAACUUCAGUUCCUUCCAUCAACAGGCUUUACCCUUAUCACCGCCGCCCGACGCUCGCACUGCACAUUUUGGACACAUGUCAAUGCCCACCUAUAACGGCGUCAGUGGUGCUCCCUACCCGUACCUUCAGCAUCACUACAACGCCUUCGCCAACGGCAUUGCACCGCCCAUGCUCUCUCCUCCGGCUGAGAAACCCGUCACGCCCCCGAAAGAGCCGCACACAUCUACCUGGUGGAACAGUGCCGCUUACGCUACUCCGCCAUCACAUACAGCUUCCAACUACCACUUUCACCGUCACCAGUACGACAGCCUCGGACUGGGUGGCGUGGCACACGUGAGUCCAGCUGUUCCUCAGCCCAUUCCGGGCGCAGUCACUCAGGAUGCCAUUGUUCAGCAACAGACCAACAUCGCCGCCGCUCUCCUCACCGCUCACUCAUCGGUCAGUGUUCGGCGUUGUCGACGAUGCCGUUGUCCUAACUGCCAGGACACUUCAAGAGACACUUCAGCUACCAAGAAGAGGGAGCACAUCUGCCAUGUUCCAGGAUGUGGCAAGGUUUAUGGCAAGACUUCUCACCUGAAGGCACAUCUGCUCUCACAUAGUGGAGAACGCCCCUUCGUGUGCAACUGGAUCUUCUGUAACAAGGCCUUUACUCGAUCCGACGAACUUCAGCGCCAUCUGCGAACGCACACCGGUGAAAAACGUUUCCAGUGUGAAGAGUGUGGAAAACGUUUCAUGCGUUCUGAUCACCUGAACAAACACGUCAAGACACACGAGAACCGACGCGCCCGUGUUGCUUCUGCAACUCCUGCCGAAGGUGACGACGUUGACGUGGAAAUGUGUGACGAUGAAACAGAGUUUUUCUCUGUAACUCUGCCAGACUCGCCUGUGUCUGAAACGGAUUUUCAGGAACUUAACCGUAUAUAGGAGAAUUCUCAAAACCAUACUUUCAGAUUCUGUAUGUGUCUUUGCAUCAUAUAUUCUCGUUAAUUAUUGGUGAACCUUGUAAAUGCACCCUGUGAGUUGAAAUCAGUAAAAUGUUACUUUGAUAA
Penaeus monodon (black tiger shrimp) is the source of this 1149-nucleotide messenger RNA. RefSeq names its product transcription factor Sp5-like. Lineage: Eukaryota; Metazoa; Arthropoda; Malacostraca; Decapoda; Penaeidae. Gene Ontology annotation, molecular function: DNA-binding transcription factor activity, RNA polymerase II-specific; RNA polymerase II cis-regulatory region sequence-specific DNA binding. The record is from RefSeq and is a predicted model, not a curated record. The coding region runs from base 20 to 1024 and encodes 334 amino acids. The transcript has a single exon. Gene Ontology annotation, biological process: regulation of transcription by RNA polymerase II.